Molecule: messenger RNA, 2178 nt
Organism: Zea mays
Lineage: Eukaryota; Viridiplantae; Streptophyta; Magnoliopsida; Poales; Poaceae
Product: probable apyrase 3
Exons: 8
Coding region: 468-1964 (498 amino acids)
Biological process (GO): nucleoside diphosphate catabolic process
Cellular component (GO): membrane
Molecular function (GO): nucleoside diphosphate phosphatase activity
Source: RefSeq, a predicted model, not a curated record
UGGCGGCAAAAGCAUUACCAGCACCAUAAUUAAACAUGAACGUGCUAUUGAAGCAUGAUGCAUGGGAGAUUAUAUAUAUUGGUGAAAUUCAGAGCCACAGGCUGUGUGUAAACUCUUUCGAUUUGCUGUGUACGUAACAUUGGGAAGCUAGCCACCAUGUGCGUGCGUUUUUGGAUCUUUUUUUUUUUGCAUUAAUAUUGUUAUCUUUUGUAGUUUCAUGCAUCGCCAGCUGCUGGAUUGUUAUGUUAUUCUGAAGACGACAAUGAUCAUAUAUACACCCUGUAAUAAGUUAUUACGACACAUGGCUGUAGCCUGUAGCCUGCUGUGAGGUCGUUCAUUCCCAUGUAGUAGUAGUAAGAACCUCCCACAUGAGGCCAUGAGCGACAAGUUUAAAAGGCCAGCACCAGCAGGGGGGUAGCUAGCAGAAGAAGCUACGCAGACAAGGCGGCUAGCGUACGUACGUAGCAAUGGCAGCGCGGCCUGUGGCAGCAACAGUGCUCCUGCUGUCCCUGCAACUGGCGUGGUGGUCCUCGUCGUACCCCGGCGUGCAGGUCCUUGCCGACGCCGCCGUGCUCGGUCGGAAGGCGGGGGGCCUCCUCCUCGCCAUGCGCGACGGCAACGACGACGACAACGACAACGACAACGACAAACCCGUGAUCAAUGCGGAGAGCAGUGUCAAUGCGGCGGCGGCUGGGCCGGGGAGGUACGCCGUGAUCUUCGACGCCGGCAGCACGGGGACCCGGAUGCACGUCUUCAGGUUCGACAACCACAUGGACCUGGUCGGGAUCGGCCACGGCAUCGAGUUCUUCGCCAAGGUGAAGCCUGGGCUGAGCUCAUACGCUGGUGAACCCCAGGAAGCCGCCAACUCCAUACUACCUCUCCUCAAGAAGGCCAAGAGGGUCGUCCCUUCCGAGCUAAUCGAGAAAACCCCUCUUAAGCUAGGAGCAACUGCUGGGCUGAGACUCAUCGGAGACGAACAGGCGGACAAGAUUCUUGAAGCGGUCAGGGAUCUCGUGCACACCAAAUCCAAGACGCAGUUCCAGUACAACCCUGACUGGAUCAACGUGAUCGAAGGGUACCAGGAAGGGUCAUACCUAUGGGUUGCCCUGAACUACCUGCUGGACAAGCUGGGAGUGGGGGACUACUCGCAGACGGUGGGGGUGGUGGACAUGGGAGGCGGGUCCCUGCAGAUGGCCUACGCCAUCUCCGCAAAAGACGCCGCCAAGGCUCCUAAAGCGCCGGACGCCGACGACCGCUACGUUACGAGGGAGUAUCUCAAAGGAAAAGACUACAACAUCUAUGCUCACAGCUACUUGCACUACGGCGCUUUUGCAGCUCGAGUGAAGAUUCUGGACGCGAAGAAGUAUGGGCAGUUCAGUUCCUGCAUGCUGCGUGGAUUCAAAGGUAACUACACAUACAAUGGGCAGCAGCACGACGCGACGGCUUCGCCUGAAGGAGCAGUGUAUGGAAAAUGCAGGGAGGAGGUAGCUAAGGCACUAAACCUGAGUGCCCCAUGCGUCAUUAGCUGCUGCGGCUGCUGCACCUUCAAUGGCGUGUGGAGCGGGGGCGGUGGGCCUGGCCUCGACACCCUCUACCUUGCAUCAAGCUUCCACUUUCUAGCCGCACAGGUUGGGAUGAUAGACGGGAAACUCCCCAGUGCAAAGUCGACCCCUUCUGCGUUCCGAGUCGCAGCGAAGAAGGCCUGCCAGAUGAGCGUCGAGGAAGCCAAGGCUGCGUACCCCGGUGUCCAGGACAUCCACGUGCCGUACCUGUGCAUGGAUCUCACUUACCAGUACACGCUGCUCGUCGACGGUUUCGGACUCAAGUCGAUCAAGAAGGUCACGCUGGUCUCCAAGGUGAAGCAUGGAGAGUACUACGUCCAGGCUGCGUGGCCUUUGGGCACCGCUAUCGAGGCAUUGUCACCCAAAAUGGGACACCGGCACCGCGCGCAUGGCUUCGAAUGAGAUAUAUGUUGCAAUAUGUUGCAGUGCUCAGUGACAAAUGGAGAGAACAGAGACAAAUGACAGGGAUUAUUUCUUUAUUGCAGACAGGGUAGUAUAUAUACAAGUGUUCCCAAUGGGUGUGUCCCUUGGGAAUAACUGUCAUAUGGAUGGAUUAGAUCACAUGUACAAAUAUUUUGUAACACUCCCCCUUGAUCAAUCAUAAUCCAUUUGAUCA